Wickerhamiella sorbophila is the source of this 2388-nucleotide messenger RNA. RefSeq names its product Low-affinity potassium transport protein. Gene Ontology annotation, molecular function: high-affinity potassium ion transmembrane transporter activity. Gene Ontology annotation, biological process: potassium ion import across plasma membrane; intracellular potassium ion homeostasis. The transcript has a single exon. Lineage: Eukaryota; Fungi; Ascomycota; Dipodascomycetes; Dipodascales; Trichomonascaceae. Gene Ontology annotation, cellular component: plasma membrane. Bases 1 to 2388 code for a protein of 795 amino acids. The record is from RefSeq and is a predicted model, not a curated record.
AUGGAAGACCACAACCAGGAUUCUGAUACCGAAGAGGAGUAUGUGAGGCCGCGAUGGUACGACUACAACCACAUGUACUGGUUGUCCUGGCACUGGCUCUCCGACAAUGUGCGAGCAAUUUUCUACUGGUGGGUGCGAUUUUUCAAGUCGUUUAUUGGCCUACACUAUAUUUAUAUCAUUUCGAUGUCCAUCAUAUCAUCGAUCAUCAUUUACCCACAAAAAGACAUGACCUAUACCAACGCACUUUUCCAGGCGGUCUCAAUUUCAACAAACACAGGCCUUAAUACAAUUCCCUUAGCAGACAUGAAAGUUUAUCAACAGGUCGUCUCUUACAUUGUGCCUAUUUUGGUUCAUCCGCUCGUGAUCAACGGUGCGGUGGUGGUGGCACGGCUGCAUUGGUUCGAGAAAAAGUUUGAUAACAUCGCCGAAAUGUCGAAACGGCAGUCCAAGAUGCGAAGAGCAGCUACCAAGGCGAGGGCCCAGCAGGCGGCAGACAACAGCUCCGAUAUUUCGCCGAGUGAUGAGGAAAAAGAGGUUGGUCUCGAGGACCCAGUCCUGACGAACAGCUCAGAAACAACAACAAACCAGCACCCGCCCACUGACAGAGACAUUCGGUUCGGUGACUUGCCAAUGCCUUCGCGUCGUGAAUAUAAUACCCAGGACAUGUUCCGAUCUCUAAGAAUGAUGAAAAGCCAGCCUAAUGCUGAGGAUCUCGAUGAAGAUGAUGGGCCGGCCCUUAUUAUCAAGAGCCCUCGAGACAUUGAGCUGGAUGAAGCUAGAGGCAUUGCUGGCGUCGUAAGGAGAGCGUCAGAGGGUCAUAAUUCAAUCGAACCCCACCCUGAUGAAGAAAACGAGGCGCAACGCAGACGGCCUUCUUUCAGCACGCCAAUGGACCCACGACUUCGUCAGAACAGCACAAUCCAUUCUCGCAGAUCUAGUAUCCACGAUUUACGAAGUACUGGGCGAACAAUGACAGCAAACUAUUUAUCAUGGACGCCCACCGUUGGGCGUAACUCCACAUUCGUUGGCUUGACUAGAGAACAGAAAGAUGAGCUGGGAGGUGUUGAGCACCGUGCACUGCGCCUUUUGCUAAUGAUUGUUAGUGGAUACCUCUUGGGAUUUCUUAUCGUGGCGACGAUCAUGUUUGUUCCCUGGACAUACGCACGGAAACACUACAAGGAUAUAAUUGAAAAUCAGGACUUGUCGCCUGGAUGGCACUCUGCAUUUUUGGCGGUCUCAUCUUUCUGUAACUUGGGAAUGUCACUUUCUGGCGACUCGCUCACUAUUUUCCAAAGGACCGCAUAUAUCCCCUUGUUGGUGAGUAUUUUUAUCAUGUUCGGCAACACAGCCGUGCCAGUAGGACUGCGUCUGGUAAUCUGGAUUAUGUUCAAAUUGACCCCUCCGUUUGGUCGUAUGCAUGAGACGCUGGCAUUUUUAUUAGACCAUCCCCGUCGUUGUUUCAUGCUUUUAUUUCCUUCAGGCACCACCAUGCUACUUUUUCUGGUGUUAUGCUUGUUCAACGUUGUGGACCUUAUCUUGUUCGUUAUUUUCGAUCUCGGAAGAUCAGCUCUUACAGAUAUUCCAAUGAACUACAGAGUUAUGUGUGGUUUUGUACAGAGCGUUUGCACUCGUAUUGCAGGAUUUUCUAUUCUGCCGUUGCCUGAUCUGCAUAUCGCCGUGAAAUUUUCGUACAUUAUCCUCAUGUACAUUUCGGUCUAUCCGUUGGCUAUUUCGAUUCGUAAAACCAACGUUUACGAAGAACAAACUCUGGGUAUUUACGGAGAUGAGGAAGAUAUCAAUGCUGAAGAAAGGAGCAUGCUUGAAUCAGCCAAGUCGUCUGCGCCCACUAGCCCGAUGUUGUCGCAUAUGCAAAGACAGCUUUCGCACGAUUUAUGGUAUCUUGUGUUGGGGCUAUUUUUGGUUCUUAUUUGUGAAGCCGGUAAGAUAGAGCGAAAUGAGAUCCCAUUCUUUGACGUGCUCUUCGAAGUUGUGUCUGCCUAUGGCACAGUGGGAAUGUCAAUGGGCUUUCCAACCACUUCAGCAUCUUUAAGCUCACAGUUCAGCACGGUGGGCAAGCUUGUUAUCAUGGCCCUGAUGAUUCGCGGCCGCCACCGGGGUCUGCCAUAUCGGAUUGAUCGAUCGAUUAUUCUUAAAGGUGGUGAUGUUGAAGUGCUCGACGAAGUUCAGCAAACACUUGCAAGACAUCCCACUGUACUUCAACAACGCAACACUCUUGAUAACUGGUCCUCUCGCGUCGAAACAACUGCAUCCAGGCUACGCCGGGUGGGUACCUCAGCCAGCCGCCUGCGGCCGACGUUGACCUCCUUGUCAGGCCGGUCUCAAGACAGUAGACGUCGUCAGCGCACACAAAGAGCUAUGUCUAGUUAG